Molecule: messenger RNA, 589 nt
Organism: Corylus avellana
Lineage: Eukaryota; Viridiplantae; Streptophyta; Magnoliopsida; Fagales; Betulaceae
Source: RefSeq, a predicted model, not a curated record
UUGAAUAAUAGAAGAAUCAUUGAAUUUGAAAACACGGUCACCUCCACAAUCUGUAGGCAGUGUUGGAAUCGUAGAUGCAGAGAGUUUCGGCCAUGAAAGAAGAUUACGAGACUGAUGAGAAGAAGCAAGCUGCUGCUGAUGUUUUGUUUCAAUAUUCAAAAUUUGUGAUGGCGUGUAUUGGAAAUCAAGUUCGGCCUUGCGACUUGAGGAUGCAUUUAAUGAAGGAGAUUUCCGGAAUGCCAACUUCUCUAAAGAAAGAAUCAUCACAGAGAGCAGCUUCUCCCGAUGCAAUGGGUGAGUCCUCAAGCUCAGGUACAGCUAGACUUGAUAAACCAGACAGUUUCCGGGUACUAUAGCUUGAAGCAAAAGCUGCAGGCGUUAGCUAUUGAGGCUUUUUGGCAACCUCGUCUAUAACAUCCUCGUUUCCCAUUUUACUAAUUACUUAUGGGUGCAUAGUGGUGUUCUUGUUCUAUUGGGGUUUUUUUAUAAUGUAUGUUACAUAGCAGAAGUUGACGGUUUAUUUCGUAUGGCGAUGUGUACGUGACUUGUUACUUUUAAAUUCUAAUGCAUAGUUAUUCCUUUUGUUUUG